Plasmodium gallinaceum is the source of this 2373-nucleotide messenger RNA. It is a transcript of the gene PABP, whose product is annotated as polyadenylate-binding protein, putative. Gene Ontology annotation, molecular function: mRNA 3'-UTR binding; poly(A) binding; poly(U) RNA binding. The coding region runs from base 1 to 2373 and encodes 790 amino acids. The record is from RefSeq and is a predicted model, not a curated record. Lineage: Eukaryota; Apicomplexa; Aconoidasida; Haemosporida; Plasmodiidae. The transcript has a single exon. Gene Ontology annotation, cellular component: cytoplasmic stress granule; cytosol; nucleus.
AUGAUAGCUACCGGUACAAAUAUAAUGCAUCCUAGUUUUUCUACUGCAUCAUUAUAUGUUGGUGAUUUAAAUGAAGAUGUAACAGAAGCCGUUUUGUAUGAAAUUUUUAACACAGUUGGUCAUGUUUCUUCUAUAAGAGUAUGUAGAGAUAGUGUAACGAGAAAAUCAUUAGGAUAUGCAUAUGUUAAUUAUCACAACUUAGCAGAUGCAGAAAGAGCUUUAGAUACUUUAAAUUAUACAAACAUAAAAGGACAACCAGCUAGAAUUAUGUGGAGUCAUAGAGAUCCUUCAUUAAGAAAAAGUGGUGCUGGUAAUAUUUUUGUUAAGAAUUUAGAUAAAUCUAUUGAUAAUAAAGCUUUAUUUGAUACAUUUAGUAUGUUUGGAAAUAUUUUAUCAUGUAAAGUUGCAACUGAUGAAUUCGGAAAAAGUAAAAGUUACGGUUUUGUUCAUUAUGAAGAUGAAGAAAGUGCAAAAGAAGCUAUAGAAAAAGUGAAUGGUGUUCAAUUGGGAUCUAAAACUGUUUAUGUUGGUCCCUUUAUUAAGAAGUCAGAACGAGUAACAAAUGAUACAAAAUUUACCAAUUUAUAUGUAAAAAAUUUUCCAGAUAGUGUAACAGAAACUCAUUUAAGACAACUUUUUAGUCCUUAUGGUGAAAUUACUUCAAUGAUUGUAAAAACAGAUAAUAAAAAUAGGAAAUUUUGUUUUGUUAAUUAUGCAGACUCAGAAAGUGCAAAGAAUGCAAUGGAGAAUUUAAAUGGAAAAAAGAUUACUGAUGAUGGUCAAAUAGAUAAGAAUUAUGAUGCAAAUAGAGAAGAAGGAGAAAAUAAAAAUAGUACCAAUAAUAAUGCUAAUACUUCUACUAAUACGAAUAAUAAUAAUGGUUCCCCUCAAAAUACGAAUACAACAAAUACAACCAUUGGUAGUAGUAAUAAUUCUAUUAAUUUAAAUGAUAGCACUGCUAAUAAUAAUAAUAAUAAUAAAAAAGAAAAUCAAACAGAAGGUGCAGAUCAUCCAAAUGUUUUGUAUGUUGGACCCCAUCAAUCAAGAGCAAGAAGACAUGCUAUUUUAAAAGCUAAAUUUGAUAAUUUAAAUGUAGAAAAUAAAAACAAACAUCAAGGUGUAAAUUUAUACAUAAAAAAUUUAGAUGAUGCUAUUGAUGAUCAAAUGUUGAGAGAAUUAUUCGAACCAUAUGGUACGAUAACAUCAGCAAAAGUAAUGAGAGAUGAUAAAGAGCAAAGUAAGGGAUUUGGAUUUGUAUGUUUUGCAUCACAAGAAGAAGCAAAUAAAGCAGUAACAGAAAUGCAUUUAAAAAUAAUUAAUGGAAAACCAUUAUAUGUAGGUUUAGCUGAAAAAAGAGAACAACGAUUAUCUAGAUUACAACAAAGAUUUCGCAUGCAUCCAAUUAGACAUCAUAUAAAUAGCCCAAUUAACUCUCCUAUCCAAUACGCAAAUCCACAAUCUCCUCAAUUACAAUUUAGUCAAAAUACUUUAAGUUAUGGAAGACCUGUUAUAACUGCUUUUAAUCAAAAUAAUCUAAUUUCUUGGAGACACCAGCAAGCAGCACAACAACAGGCUGUUCAUCAACAAGCCGUUCAUCAGCAAGCUGCACAACAACAACUUAAUUUUAACAACAAUAUAAGAGGACAAAUUAAUCAAAUGAGAUUGUAUACUCAAAAUAAUAUUAUGAAUAAUAAUAUAAAUCAAAAUAAAAACAAUUCUCAAUUGCAUCACAAUCAACCAUAUAAUAAUAAUAUUUCUCAGAAUGGUCAACAACAACAAAAUAUAAAUGUAUCUAAUCAACAUAACACUCAGCAAUUACAAGGAAAUAAUCAAUUAUUAAACAAUAAUAUUAGAAAUAUGAAUAAUAGAACAAAUAGAAAUAUGACUAAUAUGAACAUAUCUAAUCAAAAACAAAUUCCUUUAAAUAUGAAUAACAAGCAAAAUACAUCACAAACUAAUCAAAUAAAUCAUCAAUCGCAACAACAAACAUCACAACAAAAAUCAUCACAACAAAUGCAACAAGUCCCUCAAAAUAAUAAUUUUAAAUUUACCUCACAAGCAAGGAAUCGUAUGGAAAUACCAAAUAAAAAUGCAAACAAAGUUAAUUCUGUUAAUAAUAUGAAUGUGAAUUUUAAUAAUAAUUCUACAUUAACAGCUGCAGCAUUAGCAUCUGCACCUCCUUCCAUGCAAAAACAAGUUUUAGGAGAAAAUUUAUUUCCAUUAGUUGCAAAUUAUCAUCCAACAUUAGCUGGAAAAAUUACAGGAAUGAUGCUGGAAAUGGAUAACUCAGAACUACUUAUAUUAUUAGAAAAUGAAGAGCAAUUGAAGAAGAAAAUCGACGAAGCUUUAGUUGUUUUACAAAAAGCAAAAUAA